Messenger RNA from Rhineura floridana, 10886 nucleotides. RefSeq names its product leucine zipper protein 1 (gene LUZP1). Lineage: Eukaryota; Metazoa; Chordata; Lepidosauria; Squamata; Rhineuridae. The transcript is spliced from 4 exons. Bases 520 to 3885 code for a protein of 1121 amino acids. The record is from RefSeq and is a predicted model, not a curated record.
UGGAGGCUGAAGGAAGAAAGGAGAAAGGCGGCUUGGGGACUCUUCCAGCGGCCAGGCCUCUCGUUCUCCUCCUCCGCCACCCUUCUCUUUCCUCCGCCCGCCUCGUUUCCCUCUUCCUGACGUCAGGGCCGCCAGCCAGCCAGCAGAGGCUGCUCCCCGCCUCUCAUUGUCAGGAGGAGCCCCAGCACUGCAGCCCUCGGAGCGGACCGGAUCCAAGCGGGCCGCCGCCGCCGCCCCCCCGCUUCGCGGAGUGGGGGCCCCGGGGUUCGCCACUGCCGCAGCCCAAGGCCGGGAAACCCCGGGCUGCUGCUGCCGCCGCCGCUCAUCAAGAAAGUCCUUGGCGGACUCAGAUUCUUCGUUUCCCGGCUAAGUUCCUUAGGAAAAAGGUGGCGGAUUUGGCGGGGAGAAGGAGGUGCUGGUCAUCUUCCCAAGAGGCUUAAUGAAACAAAUAGAAGAAUAAAGAGUUUAAAGCUCCAUUUCCUCACUCCCAUCUGAAGAACCGGGGGGGGGGGGAAGAAGAUGACAAACAUGGCGGAUUAUUCGGCUUAUAAAGAGACGUCGAAUCGCCAUUUACGUUUCAAGCUUCAGAGUCUCAGCCGCCGCCUUGAUGAAUUAGAGGAAGCGACAAAAAAUCUGCAGAAAGCUGAGGAUGAGUUGCUAGACUUGCAGGACAAAGUUAUCCAGGCAGAGGGCAGCAACUCCAGCAUGCUGGCCGAUGUGGAAGUUCUGCGGAAAAGAGUCCUGAAAAUUGAAGGGAAGGAUGAGGAGAUCAGGAAAGCAGAAGAGCUUUGCCAGCUGAUGAAGGAGAAACUCGAGGAAGAGGAAAGCCUCACUCAAGAGCUGAAAUCCGAAAUCGAGCGGCUUCAGAAGCGAAUGGCGGAGCUGGAGAAGCUGGAGGAGGCUUUUGGCCGGAGUAAGAAUGACUGUACUCAGCUGUGCCUCAGCCUUAAUGAGGAGAAAAACCUGACUAAGAAAAUCUCAACGGAACUGGAAGUUCUUAGGGCAAAAGUAAAAGAACUUGAACAAUCUGAAGAUAGGCUGGAUAAAACUGAGCAGAGUUUAAUGAGUGAGCUGGAAAAACUGAAAUCGUUAGCUCUUGUUUUUGUUAACGAAAGAAAACACUUCACUGAAAAGGAGAAGCAGAAUGAGAAAUUGAUUCAAGAGCUGACACAAAAGCUUGAGCAAAAUAAUAAACUGAAUCGGGCAGAUCAAACACGAAACACAUCAAACCUCCUGGAAAGAUCAUCCAAUAGUAUUCUCGAGAGAAAUGACCUCAGGAUUGAAGUUGACUUGACGACUUCCACACUCUCUUCGAAAGAAACCAGAAGAAAAGGGAGUUUGGACUACCUAAAGAUUGUGGAAAAUGAAACUCGGAACAAAUCAGAAAAUCAGAAGAAUAAAAAUCAAGAAGACAACAAAGUGAAGGACCUCAACCAAGAAAUUGAGAAGCUGAAGACUCAAAUCAAACACUUUGAGUCUUUAGAAGAAGAGCUCAAAACCCUGAGAGCUAAAAAUAAUGACCUGCACGAUAACUACUUGAGUGAGCAGAACAAAAAUAAGCUCCUCAUGGACCAACUUGAAGAAAUAAAAAUGCAGAUGAAAAAGCAAAAAGAGCUGGAGAAUGGUGAGGCAGAAACAGAGGAAAUUAGUUUACCUAACCGAGUGAAGCAUGACAGACUUAAACACCGAGCUGUUACAGCCGAGUCAGCUGUUUCAAAGCACAAGUCUCAGGAGCUUUCCCCUCAGCACAGGCGGGAGAGAAUACGCAACCGAGAAUUCUCAUUUAAUAACGAGAGCUAUGGCCAAGGUAGCAAGCAGGUCACAAGCCCUAAUCUAAAUAGCAGGAGAGCAGCCAAAGCGCCUAGCACAUCAGCAUUACUGGACAAUUUAGCAACUGAUGCUAAACAAAUGGAAGACAAAUCAACCCUGGGCAUGCAUUUUUCCUCGCAGAAAGACAGUGGCACCCCAUCAGCCGAAGUGAAGAAAUCUAGAGAGCAGCCAUCUGUGCUUAGUCGUUACCCACCUGCAGCACAGGAGCACAAGUCUUGGAAGGCCACUUCAAAACCCAAGAACGAGAGUGCAUUGAGGAGUAAAGUAGAAAAAGCCUCCCAACUGCUGAAUGACACUCAUCACUGUAAGUCUGAUGGACGUGAAGAUAAGCCCAGCAAAGCAGAAACCUCUGCCUCAUCUUCUGAAAAGGGAAUUAAGAUGCAACGUGUAGAACAGCCUGUUCUUUUGACAGAGUCUCAUUUCUCAAAAGUUAAUCGGGGGGCAUCCAAUGGAGCUGCUUCGUCCUAUAGGCGUUAUCUGUCUGCAGAGACACUAGCUGCUGAACCCACCAGCUCAAAAACAGAAACCCCAGCAUCACUCUCAUCUCGCAAGCAGCACUUGGAAGAGAGCUCUCUAAAGGCAGUUAACUUCCAGGAAAGAGAGCAUAUACAUGCUCCCCUUGAAAUGGUUAAACCUUUAUCAAAGUCUUGGCUCAUUUCAAGAAGUCAAGAAGAUCUCCUGCAGAGUCCCUUAGAUCCUCAAAAGGAAGAAAUUGAUCAGAUCACUGCCUUAGCUGUAAACUCUGACAAUGUGGGUUUAAAAUCCACUUCUGCAAGAGCCAGAGCUAUCAAUGCCAGCAGCCGUGAAAAAUUCAACACCAACAAGGAGACAAGUAAAAUGGCAACCACUCCUGCUACUGUCGACUUAGGGUUUAAAAAGGAACCUGCUUCUAGAGAGUUUACAAGCUCCAAGGGAGCUUUUAGGACAUCCCCCUUUGAAAAUGAUAAGAAUACUUGCAGUGAGGAAGAGCUCAGCAGAUCCUCCAGAACGUCUUCAGCGGCCACCGUCACGGGGUUGAAAUCCAGAAGGCAAUUUAGUCCAAGAGAAGCGCUGAGAUCUAAAGCCAUCAUCAAGCCAGCAAUUGUGGAGAAGGAUGUGAAGGAAAUCAUGGGUGGUACAGGGCCAGAAGCCAACUCUGAAAAACAGCAGCCUGUCUUUAAGACUAUAUCCCACAAAAUGACAAGUAGUAUCACCAUUUACCCAUCUGAGCCAGUUACUCAAAGGACCAGCGUGAGUGAAGCCACAAAGGAACAGCAGCACGUGUCCGCCAGCAACAUUAGAGUAAUUCCGAAUGAGGUUUCAAUGGGAAUGAACGUGACCAGUACACCUUAUGAGAUAUCAAUUAAUAAGAGUAAUAUAACUCUGAAGUUACCAGAGACGGAGAAAAAUGGGGAGUCCACUCCGAGAAGCAGGGUGGAAACGAUAGUCUCAAAAAGCAGCAUUACAAUAAAAUCUUCUGAAUGUAAUGAGAAGAACAGCGAACCACCCACGGAGACGAUCAACUGGAAGAGCCACGGGGCUUCAGAGACCAACUCAUCCGAGGCCAAGCACGUCACAGUAAGAAGCGGGUGGCGAACACGGCGGGGUUUGCAGUCUCUGGAGGACUCUGCAACGAAAGCGGUUGAAAAUUCAACCCCUCGAAAUCCAUAUAGGUCAUCUACGGACCCUUCCAAACCAGACGGAACUAGUGCACGCAUAUAUGCGAUUGAGCAGAAUUCCAGAAGGGCCAGUGCUGGUAUAAACUCUUGGAACACUCCAGAGUUAGACUCUAGAAGGACCAAAAGUAGCUUAAGUGCAUCCGAGAUGCUUAGCCAGAAGAGCUGCAUUAGUGACCCUGUGACAACUUCUCCUUGGAAUUGCACAGUAUUACCAGAAGAAAACAAAGAUUUUGUUCCCAGUUCCAGAAGAAAACCGUUUGGCUCCUCCGAGCAGCUCGCCUGGGCUGGCACCCCAAGGAAGAGGCCAGAUGCUAAGCUGGAAACACCACGCCAGCUGUCGGGCAGCAGGACUGAGGAGUGGAGGCGUUGGACCAAAGGGUACUCAGAAGACAACUGAGCCGGCCGAGGGGUCUUCCCCCUCCAGUUGCGUGAUCUACAGAAGCUGAGCUUCAUUUUUCUCUCUACUCUGGGCUUCCCUGCAACCAGUCCAGCACAGGGACAUGUACAGUGCCUGACAUUUAACCCUUUGAGCACUCAAGGUCCUUUCCCCUCCCUAGCCUUGGGUGGAUUAAAUUUUUUAUUAUUAUUAUUUUAAAGGUGGCUUUGUGUUUUCCUUCUCCUCCCUGGAGAAGGCUGCAGAGGCUUUGCUCAGGGUAAUCCCACUCUGUAAUCUUACUGAGCUUGGAUCAACGGUAACCUAUGACUGAUAACCGACUGCGUCUCUCGAGAACUUGGGAUCGAGUUGUACAAGCCCAUGGGGCGGACAGCCGUGACCUCUACCUUCUGCUGUCCUGUUUCCUGGAGAAGCAAGAAUGUUUGUAACCACUGCAGAGACACACCUGUUUGCAGGAUCUUGAGAGCACAGAAGCACAGAGCAGCGUAUCAAGAGUUUCCAUUUUUCACUGUGGAUUUUUGCUGUUCUGUCUUCUGAAAGAAGUUCACACUAAACAUGGAUGCCGCGUAGACAGGUCCCACAAGUACUGUCCCUGAGAUGCAGCUCCAGAAGGGAUGGUGCAAGGAGAGGAAUAACACAGGCCAGGGACCCCACUUCCAAGGUCAUUGCGUCACAUCAACCAUAGCUCUCUCCCAGCAUACCUGCACUGCAGUGGCUUGGCCACUUGUAAGGAACAUCUGCCAGCGUCCAACACAUAAGCAAUAAACUGAAAUGCACCUGUUUCAUCCAUCUCUCUCUCCGCAGGCUGGGUCUGAGGAAGCAGGCCCCUUUCCCUCCCCGGCACUCAAGUCCUUGCCUGCGAAAGCCUUUGAACCUUUCUUUGCCUGCAAGACUUGCAAGAUCCAGAUGUGCAGCCUUUGGUUGGAACUGAUCAGGCAGAGCAGGAAACCUCACUAACACCUUGAACCCAGUGUCGUCCCAGUGGAAGCAGCAGGCAGAGUGCUCCCUGGGGCCCUGUGUGCUUGGAAGAGCCUUCGCUGCAUUACUUGAACUAACAGUUUGAGGCCUCAACGUGGACUGCAUUGCUCCUUGUGACUGGGUCAGCCAUUGGGAGUUUGGACUCAACCUGCCAGAGGGGAAGAAGCACCUCCUUUGUUCAGCACCUCAACACAUCCUGAUUGGGGGCAGGGCAGAGGAAUAUUCCUUUAUUUCUGCUACCUCACUCUUCACUUGUUUGGGCAGAGGGACUAGUGGAGACUCCUCCAGAGACAUUGCCCUCUUCCACAGCUGAGUCAGUGGACAGAACAUUGAACCCAUUGGUGUCACAACAGCUGUGCACCUAGGUCUGGUCGUUCUCAGUGAGUUUGGCACAUAAGGCUUAGAUGCUGCUGUACUGUCAGUGUUCUUCCUCACCUCCCCCAGUUUGCAAUUGAGAGACUCACAGGUUGGCAUAUUUCGAAUAACUCUCUUAGAACAGGUGGGGAACCUUUGACCCUCCAGAGUUUGUUGGACUCUCAGCAUCUAUCAGCCAGCAUGGACAAUGGUCAGGGAUGAUGGGAGUUGUAGCAACAUCUGGAGGCCAGAGGUUCAUCACCCAUCUUAGGGUCUGUUCACACACAGAUGUGCAUCACGUGAUGACUUGCUGAACAAGUAAACCAACAGCCCUGAAAAGUACUGGUGGGGUAAAAUAAUCGUGGGAGGUAAUACAAAACUUAUCUGUGGUGUUUAAAUCUCUGGGCCACCAUUCACACAUGCAACAACACCACUUGAUGCACCGGUCAUCAAGCGACAAACAUGCAUGAGUUGAAAAGGGUCCUUUGAGGAUCAAACCACUUGGUAUUUCAGCAAACACUUGUUUGCCAAUUAACAGCAAGGUAUUUGCCAGGAAGGACCAAUAACCACCUCAUCUAGACACAGACACAGGAGUUCAAAUGGGUAGAAAUUUUAGCCUGGAAAUAGCAGAAUCAUUGGAUGGAGAAUCACCCAUCUGUCAGUUCUUCCUUUCCCCCACAUCAGUGUUAGUAUGCUUAAGCAGGAUGGGCAACACUGUCUGUGUUCCAAUAUUUGUUCUGUCCAAAGGCCUGCAGCAAAAGCUUGUCUAACAUUAGAACUUGGACUUUUUUUUUUAACUCGUAGCUCAAUGGAAAAGAUUUUACAUGCUGCCCGCACAUUCCAUUGCCAGUCCAUUUGUGGCUUCCAUCUUCAUUCUUCUCAGGAAGGUGUCCAUCUUGCACCCCAUCUCCAAUUAGCCAAAGCCAUGGCAGAGAGCAAAGCAACACUUUGCUUUUCCUUCUCAGUCCCUCUCCCUCCAAGCAAAGGUUAAAAAAAAAACCCCACCAGACAUAAGCUGGAGACAGCUCAGUUGCAAUCCCCAUGAAUAGGAAUCAGGAACAAAGCAACUAUUUUAAAAGGUAAGUGGUGAGCUUUCUAGUGGGCACUAGAGAUGCAUCACCGCAUGCGCAUUCUCUCUUGUGCUCAUACGUACACAGAUGAGCCAGGUGCUGCCUACAACUGUGUUGCAAAGCCAAUAGCAUGGCUGACCUGGGAAUUCAAAUAGAAAGCUUGGCUUAGAAAAAACACCUGGCAUUCACUUCUUUGCCUUUUUAACAUUGUGAGCCUUUAGGAAUAAUAACUUGAGGUUCACUGCAGUUUCUAUUCCAUUCCCUAACCCACCAGUUUUCAAUUUAGCACAGGUUAAAAAAAAUGUUUUACUGAUGUUUUGGAUGUGAGAGGCACAGAAUAUGGACAGUGGUACCUUUUAUUGGACUAAGUGAUUAAAAAUGCUUGCAAGCUUCCAAAUAGGGGCUUCAAACAUAAGCAUCUGAGUCUUUUUUAAAAAAGGUUUACAUGCCCCUGGUUUGGCUAUUGAUGCUAUAAAAGGAAUCACUGUUACCCACUGUUACCUCGCAGAGUUGGGUAGAAGGGUGUGUUCCAUUUUUUAAAAAAAUUGUCCAAAUUCUGCUAACAAAAACCAGAUUUUGAAACCUGUAUGAAUUAUUCACAUUUUCAUGAGUUCUCCUGCUGGUCACUGGGAAGGUCAGUGGGCUGUAGAAGACACAAAGGCCAACUAAUAAGAUCAUAUCAAGUAUUGCCCACACACUUUCACAGUUCUGAGAUCCAGAACAGGGGUUCCCAAACUUUAGUCUGCAGACCACCAUGAGCUUCAUUCAGGUGGCCCAAGAUGUAUCUGUAGACUUGUGGUUACAGAUAGGAGAGGAUACCUCCAUAGCAUUAAAUAGUCAUACUGAUUUUUAAUUGUAUUUGUAUUGCUUUGUAUAGGUUGUAUCUUAUUGCAUUACAAUUUGAGUUCUAUGGAAUUCUCAUUAUAAUACAAUAUAAUACAGUAUAUAAUAAAAGCAGCAAUAAAAAUAGUUUAAAAUCACACAGCAUCUGGCACAGCAAACUACAGUUGCUGCAAGUGGUCUGCCAAGAUCCUCAGCAAUUCUCCAUUGGUUCAUCAGAAAAAAGUUGGGCACCCCUGGUCUAAAACCUUGUAUUUCUUGUUCCAGGGUUUGGAACAUGCAAUCACAGCCUUUUCAUAGUCCCACUUUCAUUCACAAGCUAUUCGCAUGUCACAGUGCCUCUUUCUUGGGGGGCCAAUUCACACAGACGAGUUAGGAUAAGAGUGAUGUCACUCGUUGCUUCCGUUGAUGGGUAGUCAGUUUACAUAAAGAUCUCGGUCUCAGCAAUAAGUAAAUUGUAAGCAGCCAUUUUGAAUUAACAAUCCCUGCAUGCAGAAAUGGUGUCCGUCCAGCGGUGAAACAGAGGCUUGUAAAUUAAUCCAAAGCAGAGUGGUUGGUUUUUUUGUUAAACACACAAAAAAAGCCAUUUUGUUGUUGAUUCAAGAAAGCACUUUAGCACCUGAAAUGUAAGUAAUUCCAUUCUUCUCAGGUUGGAUGCAACACAAAUGUUGGAUCUCAGCCUACUUGAAAACUAAAGCAAACCGCCAGCAAGGGUGUGUGCUGUGUGGCUAUCUGAGCCAUUCUUUGGCUGGGUCAUAGAUGCCUGUAAUUUCCUGUUAGGUGCAGCAGCUCCAAGACCGCUAAGUUCCCAAGUGAUUGAUCACUCAGACAUGUUUAUGUGGAAACAAGCUCCUUUUGAACUUGCUUACUGGUAAUUGUACUUCAGACAGCAGCCUUCAAGGGCCAUAGCUCAGUGGGAGAGCAUCUGCCUUGCAUGCAGAAGGUCCCAGGUUCAGUCCUGGCAUCUCCAGGCAGGGCUGGGAUGUUCCCUUGCCUGAAACCCUGGAGAGCCACUGCCAGUCAGUGUAUGCAAUAUUGAGCUAGAUGGACCAAUAGUCUGACUCUGUAAGGAAACUUCCUGUGUUCCUAAAUAGGUAUUUUCCCCUCCCUGCAUGAUGAAAUUGCACCCAUUUUCAUUGUGCCUGUUCAGGCAGUGAUACUUGAGUGCCCUUAGAAAAACCCUGCCCCUGAUUUUCUAGUGCAGAAGAAGCCCCACACCAAGAACGACAAUCAGGGUUUUGUUUGUUGUUUGGUCCUCUUAGAAAGAUGACGAUCAACAUUCAACACUUCACAGCUUUUCACAGGAUCAGGAAAAUGCUUAUCCCUCAGAGCACUCCAUUUAUGUGGAGCUACAAGGCUAGGGGGGUAUUCACUUGAAUUCAUUUUAUUCAUAUGUUUAAUCACACACAGAUGUUCUUAAUGAUGCUUGUGGAUGCAUCCAUGGGCACCUCUUUCUCCAGGGAUGAGUGCUCAGCUGGAUGAUGUACAAUGCACCUGAGAAAAGGAAAAGGUUUGGUAUUGAAGCCAGACACUGGGGGGAGGGGGGAGAGAGGAGAACUGUCCUUUGUGCCUAGGCAGGUAAUAGCGCUGAAGACAGUGCUGGCGCCUUUUCCUUGUUAAAAGAGCAUAGCAAAGUAGCACAUCUUCAUCUUGCUGGGGAAGAAACAAGCCUUUCCAGCCAAACAGCCCAGGAUCUCACAAAAAGGGCAAAUCAAAAGGCCUCAAGCUAUGGUUUUUAGGCCUUUAUUUCUUAGAGGGGGGGAAUGUGUGGGCUGUCCAGCUGUUGCUGAACUACAACACUACAUGACCAUUGGGCCAUACUGGCUAGGGCUGAUGGGCGUCCAACCACGGCUGGAAGGCCAUAGGUUCCCCAACCUCGUCCUUGAACAUACUUGAACAGCUAGGAAGAGAAGUGAAUCUUUACCUUCAGAUUAGUUUGGGAGCUUUUUUAACAUUAACGCCUGGCCUUGUUUGACCAAGGAGGCUGCCUCUGCUUCUGUAACAGGACUCAGUGGAUGAGGUAGUUGCCUCCUUUCUGUGGGCACAUUAUGAAGUUCCCAAAAGUGCAGAAACCCCCAAAAGAAAUGAAUCUGACCUUAGUUAUUUUAGCUAGUUUACUGUUUCAGGAUAGAGGUUCCCUAUGCUUUCUGUUUUUCAGUCCCAGCGUCUGUCAAUAGUCUGAACAUUUCACUAGGCAUAGAUAAUGAAUGUAAAUAUCCAUUUCAGUAUCGUUUGGGGCUUUAUUUGAUUGAUGGGCUCAUAAAGAGGAUUAUAAAACCCUACAGAGACCUUAACCCUGAGUGCAAUAGGAGCUGAUUGUAUUAUUGAACUAACAGUGAUGAGUUCAGAAAACAGACUGUUUGGCUCAAGUUGCACACUUUAAAAUGAAACAGCUGUAAAGUGUAUUUGUAAAUAUUUGCCAGCAUUUUGGCAAGUUAAUUUUUGUUUUAACUGUAGCAUAUAAAUACAGUAGGAAUCCCCCAGGGAUUUUCUAAUGCUGAAAAUUUGUGUGUAAAAACAAGGGGGGAAAUCCAGUGUUGUAAUUGUAUGUGCUGCAUGUGAGAAUUCCUUUUUAUAUUAACAACAAAAAAGCAACUUCUUCCCACUGGAGGUCAGGAGAAUUGUCCUCACGUACAGGCUGCACCAGCGUCACAUAGCCUAAAUAAGCUCUGCUCCUUCGCCUUCCUUCAUUGCAAAAAGUGAAACUGCAGCUCCUAUGAAGAGUCAGAUAUCCUAGCUUGGUGAUAGAGCAGAUAGAUGCUUUGCGUGCAGACGGUCCCAGAUUCACGAAGCCUUGAGAGAGAGCUGCUGCCACUCAGCUAACAAUAAAUACUUGAGUUCAUGGCCCAGUACAAGGUAAUGCCAUACAUUCCUUAGAGAUGUCUGAGUGCCAAGAAUCUUAGGGUUUUAGCCAUAGUCAGAAGGGAUCGGUAUGUAUGCAAUGGCAGGACAUGUGUCGUUUGCAGGCUUUGAAUUGGUGCCCUCCUAAAAAUACGUAUGAGAUUGGAGAGGUCACACAGAGAUGCUUACUUGAUGCCACCCAUUUCCCCUGGGCAUCAGUGGAAGAAGAGACAACAGGAUUUUGCUGCUUCAGUUGAAACCCCAACUUGAUAUCCAAAGAGGGAAAAGGGGUGAAGGUACUGCUGUGCAGGGGCCAUCCUUCCUCCCCUUUCUCUUUCCUCUUGGCUAGAGACCAAAGGAUUUGCUUACCCUUUCUGUGGCUGUUGGGAGUACAGUAUACGCCUUCCACGUCUGCACAAAAGGGAAGGCAUGUUGGGUCUUCCUGCCAUUUAUAACGCUUGAGAAUCCUUCAGAUUGUGUGGAAUGUAUUUUUAAGAGAUGAAAAUAUAUUUUUUCUAUUUGCUAAUGUUAAGGCUGGGUGGAAAGGGAUUGUUGAGUCCUUUCGUGGUGUGCUACAGGCAGAGGAGCAUCUCCUGCCUUACAUUCCCUCGCUUUCAGGUUAAGAGAAAGCAAGUGCAAUUUAGCAAAGUGUGUUCCGAGAUCCUCAUUUGCCAGCCCCUCCUGAACCCAGCAAGGUACCAGCACUGUCCCAAUCACUCCACCCGACUCAAAAGGAAGCACUGUGGUGCUAGCAUGUUCAGUUGGGGAAGGGCCUUGCUCUUUCACGUCCCUAACUUGCCUGCACACUGGACAGCAGGUGGUGCUAACCUGCCAGUCAUACAGAGCAACAAGUCUGCAUGCUAGGUUUAAAUACAAACAUUUGUCCGCAUGUUAUCUUCUGACUAAUGCUGUCUGUUCUAC